Molecule: messenger RNA, 1125 nt
Organism: Oreochromis niloticus (Nile tilapia)
Lineage: Eukaryota; Metazoa; Chordata; Actinopteri; Cichliformes; Cichlidae
Exons: 8
Coding region: 104-1078 (324 amino acids)
Source: RefSeq, a predicted model, not a curated record
GCCAGAGGACAGUGGGGAGGUUUAUUCACACACUUUGGAUAUUUAACAAUCAUCUCUGCAAAGACUGGAAGCACUGAAGUUUUCUACCUUUCUUUUAUUUUGCAUGUUACAGACCAUGGCACGUCUGAUUCAUCUAUCAUUACUGCUAGCAGUGAGCCAGCUGCCCUGUGUUUCAGCCAUACGAGACUUUCCAGAUGGAGGAAUCAAAUUUACUCCCUAUCAUCUGUGCCCUGUUGGAGGGAAUAUUACACACGACUGCAAUUGCACAGCUGGCAAGUGGAUAUGGAAAUUUAAAUGUUGUGGGCCCACUGUUAACCAAGUCACACUGGAAGCAACUGCCACAGCCAAUUACACUGAGACAGAGGACUGUACUAAUAAAUGCCGUAAAAUCACAUACAAAACAAAAAUGUUUGUUUUGUCUGUGGAGGUAGAAAAUGGGUAUUUAAAGCAUACGAGUGAUAAUAAGGUCAUUUGUGAAUCUUGCUCUGGAACUUCAACUUCAACUACUGCCGGCACAAAGUGUUUCAGCUUUAAAAAAAAACAAAAGAUUCAUAUCUCGGUUCCUAAGCGAGACCAAAACACAGUAAAGCUCAAAUUUCAGAAGUUUCAUCAACAGCACCGUGUUAGUGACUGUACAGAGGCUCACACAGGCUCAAAUCAAAGGACCUGCAAUGUUAAUGUUACUACAACACAUACAGCUCCAGACCUGGAGUUCUACCGUGAAAACAAAAGUUGGAUUGAUGCCUUGGAGCAAUGCCAGAACGACUACACCUCCCUGGUUGAAAUCACCAACCAAACAGUGAAUGAUAAAGUGAAAAGUCUCCUGCAAAAUGAGACACACUUGCAACAAGGGGUUUGGAUUGGCCUGGAACGCUCAGUCUUUGGCAAAGAUAAGGAGUGGAUGUGGAUUUCAAAGUCCAAAGACAAUUAUCCUGAGUGGAACAGAAACAUAGCUGACUCAAAUAACCACUGUGCAAAGAUGAUCCUGACUGAGAAACAAGAAAUUAAGCUGCUGGAUGCCAACUGCCAUGACAGACUACCUUUCAUCUGUCAAGAUCUUGGAGAAGAGGCCUCGUGACCUCUACUCACAGCAACAGGAAAACUCUGGAUUCAGUCACCAACAAC